UUAUGGCAGCUUGUAAGAUGGAUCUAACGUUUGAGAACGGCCACAAAAUGCCGGCCCUUGGCUUCGGAACCUGGCGGGCACCGGACGAUGAGGUAGAGAAAGCUUUGAACGAGGCACUUGAGGCCGGCUAUCGGCACAUCGACUGUGCACCGGUCUAUCUGAACGAGCCAACGAUCGGUCGAGUGCUGCGCCAGUGGAUCGAUAGUGGUCGGGUGACGCGUGAGGAGCUGUUCAUCGUCACCAAAUUGCCCCCGCACGGUACGCGAGCUGCGACGGUGGAAAAAUUUCUUAAACGAUCGCUGACCGAUCUUCAGCUCGAUUAUGUCGAUCUGUACCUGGUGCACGUACCGUUUACCGUGCCCGAAGUGGAUGGACCCUUCCUGAUGGACGACAACGGAGAAAUCGUACUCGAAACCACAACGGACCAUGUCAGCCUGUGGAAGAGCAUGGAAGCGAUCGCGGAUGCCGGUCUGGCACGCAGCAUAGGCCUAUCGAAUUUCAACCAGCGGCAGAUACAGCGAGUGCUCGAUAAUUGCCGAAUUAAGCCGGCCAACCUGCAGAUCGAGAAUCACAUCUACUUGCAGCAGAAUGGGUUGGUAAAGUUUUGCAAAGCGAACGGCAUCACUGUGACCGCGUAUUCGCCCCUCGGUUCGAAAGGUAUCGAGAAGUUGCUGAACCGCGAAGUGCCGGACUUGCUGGACAAUCCGGUGGUAAGGGAUGUGGCCCAGCGUCACGAAAAAUCUGCCGCCCAGAUACUGCUCCGUCAUCUGCUGCAGCGCGGUAUUGCGACCAUUCCGAAAAGUACCAAUGCGGACCGAUUGCGGCAGAACAUUGCGCUGUUCGAUUUCGAACUGUCGGACGACGAUAUGGCCGUGCUGAAUGGGCUGGACCAGAAUUUGCGCAUUUGUGACUUUGCGUUCUUUCCCGGCAUCACAAAGCAUCCGGAGUUCCCAUUUUAAACUACACGAA
Messenger RNA from Anopheles maculipalpis, 969 nucleotides. Its product is annotated as 1,5-anhydro-D-fructose reductase. Gene Ontology annotation, cellular component: cytosol. The record is from RefSeq and is a predicted model, not a curated record. Gene Ontology annotation, molecular function: aldose reductase (NADPH) activity. NCBI's taxonomy places the organism in Eukaryota, Metazoa, Arthropoda, Insecta, Diptera, Culicidae. The transcript has 7 exons. Bases 3 to 959 code for a protein of 318 amino acids.